CUCUCUCGACUUUCUGUGUUUAUGUAAAACCAGAUGUUGCUCAAAUUAACACCAAAAUUCCUUUUUAUCAGUAUAUUUAGCUUCAAAUAUCAUUUGGCAGUAGGCUUUUUGUAUUUGAAUUUAUGCAAUUGAAAACCAGUGAUCCCAUUGAAGCAGCCCAUGUGGUGUUAAUAAGAAGGCUUCAAAAAUGGUCCAAUAUAACAACCCAGCUUGUAUCUAAUAAAACUCAUCGUUUUAGGUCUUUAGUUUAACCCUUUUCUUUCUUCCUUUUUUUUUUCCAACGCCAGACUCACUAGUCGAAUAAUCGUACAGUCCAGAGGCACCCACUCCUUUCUUUCUUGCUUACUGUCUCUCUUCAUUACCAUAAAAUUAUAUUUCUCUCCAUCGACCCCCUAUCCCAAGCUCUCAGCUGCACCAGGAAGUAAUUUGAAGGUUUUAUGAACUCUACAAUCUCCGACGCGAAAUCAAUUGAGUUUAUUUCCGUUUUUAUCCAUUUAUUGCAUAGAAUGCUAAUAUCUAGCUUUUGGGGUCUUGUUGCAUCCACUAUUCAGUGUUGAGAGAAUACAAAAACUUUUUUUUCUCCUUUUUCCCCAAUUCGUCACAUUUAUCUUCGAUUUUAAUGGAACCACGAAGCUUGUUCUCUGGGUUUUGCUCAAACUCAAUAACCCCAUUAUAUAGAAAUCCUCAAAAUCCAUUAUCUUCCUCACCACCUUCUCUUUCUUAUCCUUGUUUCAAUCAAUCCAAACAUCAAGUUUCUUUUGAAAUCCAAUAUUUCCUAUCUUCUCAAAGGUUGAGGUCUGUAAGAAGAUUACUGUGUAAAAACAGUGUAGAAAAAGUAAGUAAUCUUGUCUCUGAGAAGGAAGGUUCAAAAUCAUGGGUUAAGCGGAAAAGGCUAGCUGUUUUUGUCUCUGGUGGAGGCUCGAAUUUCAGGUCAAUUAACCAAGCAUGCAUUGAAGGCUUUGUCAAUGGAGAUGUUGUAGUUUUGGUCACUAAUAAACAUGCUUGUGGAGGUGCACAAUAUGCUAGAGAUAAAGGCAUCCCAGUUAUUUUGUUCCCAAAAACAAAAGAUGAACCUGACGGUCUAUCUCCUGAUGACCUUGUAAAGGUUCUUAGGGAAUUUGAGGUUGAUUUUAUUCUUUUGGCUGGAUAUCUGAAACUUAUACCGGCAGAGUUGAUUCGAGCUUAUUCUAGAUCAAUUUUCAACAUCCAUCCAUCUCUUCUUCCAUCUUUUGGAGGUAAAGGCUAUUAUGGUAUGAAAGUGCAUAAAGCAGUUAUUGCUUCUGGAGCAAGAUACUCAGGUGCAACAAUACACUUUGUUGAUGAGCAUUACGAUACGGGUCGAAUACUUGCACAGAAAAUUGUCCCUGUGCUUGCAAAUGACACCGCUGAGGAGUUAGCUGCUAGGGUUUUGCGAGAGGAACAUAAAUUAUACGUAGAGGUGACAACUGCUUUAUGCGAAGACCGGAUAGUUUGGAGAGAAGACGGUGUUCCUCUCAUUCAGAGCAAAGAAAAUCCAGAAGAAUAUUACUAACAAAACUUAAUUGCAGCACUUGCAUUUUGUUAUUUAGACGGUUGGAAGUUAUUGUAUCCUUAAACUCAGAUGUUAUGAUUUUGCAAGUACAACAAUAAGUUGGGAGAUUACAUAUUUUUCCCGGUAUGCAAACAUGUGCUUAGGCAUUUUCCUUUUUAUUGUUGUAAAUGGAAACUGUUUUGCUUUUCAAGUUCUCAUCAUCUAUUGAGAGAAAAUGCUUAUGCUUA
Molecule: messenger RNA, 1758 nt
Organism: Gossypium raimondii (Peruvian cotton)
Lineage: Eukaryota; Viridiplantae; Streptophyta; Magnoliopsida; Malvales; Malvaceae
Product: phosphoribosylglycinamide formyltransferase, chloroplastic
Exons: 6
Coding region: 620-1531 (303 amino acids)
Biological process (GO): 'de novo' IMP biosynthetic process
Cellular component (GO): chloroplast; cytoplasm
Molecular function (GO): phosphoribosylglycinamide formyltransferase activity
Source: RefSeq, a predicted model, not a curated record